AUGGUCUCUCAAGCCCUGGAGCUGUCUCGGAAGCCCCAUGUUGUCGUCGCUACCCCUGGCCGCCUGGCUGAUCACCUACGGAGCUCCAAUACCUUCAGUCUUCGAAGCAUCAAGUUCUUGGUCCUAGACGAAGCCGACCGGUUGCUAGAACAAGGCUGCACCGACUUUACCAAAGACUUGGAAGUCAUCUUGGCUGCAGUUCCAGCCAAUAGGCAGACCAUGCUCUUCAGCGCCACCCUGACCGAUACCCUGAACGAGCUCAAGAAGGUCGCCAUGAACAAACCGUUCUUCUGGGAAUCGAGAUCUGA
This is a messenger RNA of Notechis scutatus (mainland tiger snake), 308 nucleotides long. NCBI's taxonomy places the organism in Eukaryota, Metazoa, Chordata, Lepidosauria, Squamata, Elapidae. The record is from RefSeq and is a predicted model, not a curated record.